This is a messenger RNA of Mytilinidion resinicola, 183 nucleotides long. RefSeq lists its product as uncharacterized. The annotation marks the transcript as partial. The transcript has a single exon. NCBI's taxonomy places the organism in Eukaryota, Fungi, Ascomycota, Dothideomycetes, Mytilinidiales, Mytilinidiaceae. The record is from RefSeq and is a predicted model, not a curated record.
CCUAUAGGCUAUAAAGGUACAACUUCUACCUACGCAUAUAUUGCCCGCUUUUACUUCUGGCCGGGAAUAACUUAUAAUAUUAAUUAUUACGUCGGCGCUUAUAUAAUAUAUAAGAGAAUAAAACACGUCCGUACAGGUAAGUAUAGGCUUUUUAAGCCCCUUCCUAUUCUAGACCAGUAUUAG